Seriola aureovittata is the source of this 1003-nucleotide messenger RNA. RefSeq names its product cytochrome c oxidase subunit 4 isoform 2, mitochondrial. The coding region runs from base 162 to 692 and encodes 176 amino acids. The transcript has 5 exons. Lineage: Eukaryota; Metazoa; Chordata; Actinopteri; Carangiformes; Carangidae. Gene Ontology annotation, biological process: mitochondrial electron transport, cytochrome c to oxygen. The record is from RefSeq and is a predicted model, not a curated record.
CUCUCUUGCCCGCCCACCAGUUGAUUCCUGCUUACUCUUAUGUGGCGAUAAGAGCAGAGACGAAAACGGGAAAGAAGGCCUGUACAGCCCUUUUCUCUCAGGAUUUGGUCUUUUGCUGUUGCAGUUUCUGAUACUUCAGUUGCACUCCCCUAACAACUACCAUGCUCCACCUGUCUGCAGGGCGCGUAGGAAGCCUACUGGUCAAGCGCGCGACGGCGGCCUUGUCCACCAGCAGCGCGAGGAUGUCGAGCCACGGUCACGACGUGGCAGAGACUACGGACAUGUCUCGCCCGAUGUACUGGGACCGUGUGGACCUCCCUCUGCCUGACAGACCCUACAAAGAGGCGCACAGUGCUGCUGAGAAGAGCCUGAAACAGAAGGAGAAAGGACCCUGGGGCCAGCUGUCCAAAGAGGAGCAGCUCGCCUUGUAUCGGCUGGCGUUUCGUCAUACCUUCCCAGAGAUAAAGAAGCCAUCAGCGGAGUGGAAGACCGUCCUGGGGGGCAUCUUCAUCUUUCUGGGCUUCACUGGCCUGGUGGUCUGGUGGCAGAAAGUCUACGUCUACCCUAAAACCCCCAGGACCUUUGACGAGGAGUGGCAGGCCAAACAGUUAAAGCGGAUGUUGGACAUGAGGGUGAACCCCGUCGAGGGCUUCGCCGCCAAGUGGGACUAUGAGAAGAAACAGUGGAAGUAAAGAGACAGGUUGGACUGCGGCUGAGGUGGCUCACAGUUCGGACCCGUCACUCCGGAGCACGGCUUUGUUCCGCUCUGCGAAGCUGCUGCUGAGCUAAAACUGAAUUUGAAUGUUGCAUUAUAAAUGUUAAAACCACUAGAAAGACGGAGCUUAUCCACUGUCGGCAUCUCUGGGGUAAUUUUACUUUACUGUGCCACCUCUGGCCCUCAGUCAGCCGCCUCUGCCUCCAGCCGCUGCGACCUUCUGUCAGGGUGAUAACUGUGCCCGUCCAGGUGUAGCCGUAUGAUAAUAAAGUUUUGCUUGUGUCUCUG